This is a messenger RNA of Haemorhous mexicanus (house finch), 4280 nucleotides long. RefSeq names its product testis expressed 11 (gene TEX11). Gene Ontology annotation, cellular component: central element. Bases 118 to 2940 code for a protein of 940 amino acids. NCBI's taxonomy places the organism in Eukaryota, Metazoa, Chordata, Aves, Passeriformes, Fringillidae. Gene Ontology annotation, molecular function: protein binding. Gene Ontology annotation, biological process: male meiosis chromosome segregation; synaptonemal complex assembly; meiotic cell cycle. The transcript has 29 exons. The record is from RefSeq and is a predicted model, not a curated record.
GGACAGCCAAUCGGCGGCGCGGGGGCCCGCCGGCAGCGCUGGGUCGGAGCGCGCAGGCGCAGUGCGGGGGUGCUGCUGCCGUGGCUCCGCGCCCCUCACGGAGCUCCUCGAGUGGCCAUGGCGGGGUCGCGGGCGGCCGCCGUGGAAGCGCUGGUGCGGGAGUUGCUGAAGGAAGAGGCGCCGUCCCGCAUCGCCGCCCUCACGGAGGAGCUGUUCCAGGCGGCGGAGAGCAUCUCUGAAGAGGACGGGAAGGUGGCGGAGGGAGAGCCCCCCGCUCCCGGCCCGUCUGAAGAAACGGGGGGUGCAUGUGCUUCACACCCCACAGCCCUGGCCCAGGUCUGGGGCCACCGACAUCAGAAGGAUGUGGACCUGCUGGAGGGAGUCGUGAAGGUUGAAGAGAGUGCAGUCAGCUUGUGGAACUGGACUGUGACCAAACACACGGGUGCUGUUAUCAGUGAUGAGCAAAGAGCCAAACUGCGGUUUGUUGCCUGCAGACUGAUUUGCCUUUGUGAGGGCAGCGAUCCUCCGGAGGGGACUAUUCGAAGACAGAUUUUGAUGUCUAUGAAAACUGGGAAAGGAUGGAUAGAUAUUGGAAAAGCUGGUCUUGCAGAUGGAUUUCUAGAGAAUGCCAUGAGUAGUAUUGAAAAGCUGUAUGCGAAGUUACGGAAGGGGAGUGAGGGUGAAGCAGAUAUUGAAGCACACAGAGCUGAUGUCGAGAAAAGCCUUUUCAAAGUACUCUCUUACCAAGCUGAAUCAGCAGUUGCUCAAGGGGAUUUUCAGAAAGCGGUGAUGUGCGUGCAGCGCUGCAAAGAUAUGUUGAUGAAAUUGCCAAAAGAAACCUGUUACCUGUCAAUCCUCUGUUACAAUUUUGGAGUGGAAACCUAUGAGUGGAAGAGGUAUGAACAGAGCUCCUUCUGGCUCAGCCAGAGUUAUGACAUUGGGAAGAUGGACAUGAAAUAUUCUAUUGGCAAAGAAAUGCAGGCUAAAGUGCUGCGAUUGUUAGCCACAACCUAUUUUGAGUGGGAUUGCAGCCUGUACCUGGACAAGGCUUUGAAAGCCAUAAGCUUGGCAAAUCAGGAGAAUUUGCACCCAGCAGGUUUUUUUUUGAAAGUUAAAAUUCUUCUUAAAAGUGGAGCAUCAGAUGAAGAUAUCAGCUCAGCUCUUGCAGAAUUCACACACCUUGAGAUGUCUUUAGACUUCUGUUUGAAUACUGCCAAACUGCUGCUGGAGCAUGGAAGGGAAUCAGUUGGUUUUGAUUUUCUGAAAUCUGUUCCUGAACGAUUUGAAUCUUCACCUGACCUUGGAAAAAUUACCCUGCUCCACAUCGAGUUCCUGCUGCAGAAUAAGAGGGAGCUGCUCGCUAAGCAAAAGAUUGAAGAAGUUAUUAUAGGUCAUUAUACUGGCAAACAGCUGUUGCCUGAAGCCUUGAAUCAGCUCCACAUCAUCUUGUGGGACAGAGCUGCCAAACAUUAUGAGGAGAAAAGCUAUUCUGAAGCCCUUCACUGGUACAAUUAUUCUGUCAGCUUCUAUACACCUGGGCAGAUAGAUCAGAACUUGGCUAAGCUGCAGAGGAACAUGGCUUCUUGCUAUCUUCACCUGAAACAAGUUGACAAGGCUAAAGAGGCAGUUAAACAAGCAGAAAGGUGUGAUCCAAACAGCAUCUUUACUAAAUUCAGUGUCUAUAAGAUUGCAGUGUUGGAGAACGAUACUGAUAAAGCUAUGGAAGCAGUUAUUGAAAUGGGGAAACUAGCAGAAAAGCCAUCAGAACAUGAAGACAAGCUGAGAGUGGAUAAAAAUACAGGCAGCAACCUCUUGAGUUUAGCUGCCCAAAUUGCUUUAGAGAAUGACCAACAAAUUGUGGCUAUCAAAGCUUUGGAGUAUUUGUCUGAACAGUUACAAGACUGCCGACAAUUAUUUACAUCCUUAAAAUGUUUGGUCCGUCUGAUGUUAUCAAAAGUCAUGGCAGAAAAUUCAGAGAAAAGAGAUGGAGGUAUCAACUCCAUACUGACUUACUUGAACUUGGCUCACAAGAAACUUGCUGAGUCUUUCACAGAAGAGAAAUUUACAGGGGACAUGAGGAUCCUUGAGGCUCACUGGUUUAGAAAAGUUGCUUGGAACUUAGCUGUUCAGUUCAAGGACAGCCCUGAAAAGAUGAGGGAUUUUUUUGUGCUGUCUUUCAAGUUGUCCCAGUUUUGUCCCUCUGACAAAGCUGUUCUAAUUGCUCAGAAGACAUGCCUGUUAAUGGCAGCUGCAGUUGAUCUGGAAAUGGGGAGACAACAAGUAACACCUUCAGAACAGGUGGAGCUUUUUAGUCAGGCCCUUCAACAUCUUCAGACGUGCAAGGAGAUAUGGAAGGUGCUGAAAUUAACAGGAGAUUUUGCUAAAGACCCAACAGACACGUUGUUGCUGCUUUAUGAAUUUGAAGCAAGAUCCAAACUGAAUGAUCCAACACUUCACAAUCUUAUGGAGUCAGUUUGGGAGCAACCACAAAUAGAGAUCAAGACACUUGAAAUCAUUGCAUCAUUAGCAAUGGAAUCUCCAGCUCGGUAUCCUGUACUGUGUAAGAAAGCUCUCAAGAGUGCACUAAACCUUCACAGAAAGCAGGCUGUCAUUGAUGCUGUGAAAUUUAGCAAAUGCUUACACAGUUUGAUUAACAUUUCUUUGCCAACUGGAUUGACAGACUUGGAUACCUGUGUGCUGCAGGAGGUGUGGGACUACUUUGAAGAUGCUCUGAGUGUAAUCAGCAGCACAGAUGCUUACCCAGAGAUGGAGAUCCUUUGGUUGAUGACAAGAGCCUGGAAUACAGGAAUAUUUCAGUAUACUGUUGGUAAAUACAAGGAAGCUGAGCAGUGGUGUGGAUUGGGAAUGCGUUUCCUCAAUCACCUAGGCUCUCUGAAGAAGACCUAUGAAGGCCAUGUAAGUGUGCACAGGGGGAUUUGAGGAUAUGGGAUUGGCUGUCUGGCCUGGAUUUGAGAUGUGGAUCUGGGUGAAGAAACCACUGCUGAUGAUCUUUAGAAUUUCAGGAGAAUCGUGGUAUCUAAAUAUUUUGGGGGAGCCUGAUGCUAAGAUUUUUUCAAAGUGAGGCCAGAAAAGUUUUGAUAGACAAUAGAGAGACUAAUGUAGCAUUCUUUUACUGGAAGGAUGAUGGAAAUGUGUGACUGGAAAUAGACUUCUGACUGUUUGUGGCCAUGGGAGAACCUUGUACCUUUGCCUGCUUUAACUAAAGUCAAGGUGCUGUACCAGCUGAGUUAAAUCAGCUCUUACAUACUUUCAGGCUUGGUUUCUAGUAUAAUCUCAUGUCUUAUAAAUAGGGUUUAAGAUGGUGUGAAGAAAAUCAGUAAAGCUCAUCUCCUCAGGUGUAGCUUAGCCACUUCCUAUGAGGGAGAAAUUUCCAGCCUAGCACCUACAAAGUGUAGGUGACACUUUGCAAUGACACUUUUCUUACUCUGUCACAAGUAAGCUUCUUUCUGCAGCUUUUGGCUGCUGCUCCUAUCUAGAUUGCAACCCAGUGCAGCCUGGCUGGUGUCACCAUUCAUUCUCUUGUGUACAAGCUGAGCAAUCAAGGGGUUGGCUCUAACUUUUACACCAUUUAAAAUACAUCAGUUAAAGCAGUGAGAGCUGACAAUAAGAAGUCUUCCCCACCCUCAACAUCAGCUCCCAAGUCUGUGAUUUGGUGAAUAGGUUUAUGUGCUGAUAUAAGACUCACAUGUAAACUGUGCUUUAUGACUGUAAAUAGAACCACUUUUGUUAGGUUGCACUGAUCUUUUUUUCCCUAAAUCAUUGUAUUUAAACCUGUGCCAAAAAUCUUUACAUCAAUUUGAAAUUUUAGGUUUAGAAGCUGUUGGUAGUCUCCCACCUAUUCCCUUAGUUCUGUUCUGUGCUAAAUGCUACGUUUAGUUAAAUGAUACAUUUUUAUCCAUCCCCGUUGACAACUGUGGUGCUCGUAUUCCCCAGAUGGUUGGCCUUUAUAGUGAGGUUCUGGACAAGCUGGACAGAGCAAAAGGAUUUAUUCCAAAUGAAGAAUAAUGACAGCCACAACUACAAAAAGAGGAAAGCAGUCUCUCUUGAAAGUGUUCUGCUGAAUGAGAGGCUGUUAGAUCUGUGAAGGCACAGGGCCAUGGGAGCAGUGGGAAAGAAACCAGGAUCUCCUUGUUGGCAAAGAAGUUAUGUGCUUUUUAGGAAGUGUUUAUUCAAGAAAUGUAAUUGUUUUCCUCUAGGGAAUAAUUUUCAUUCUCUGGAGCUAUUUAACAGUUAGAAAUAAAUAUUUAACUUUUACAUGA